AUGUGCCUCUCCAGCGAUCGUCGUACCAUUCGUGUUGCGGACUCUAUACCAGUUGGUGAGUCCGUUCAAGUAUCCAUACUAGCUGAACCCUUCGUUGUUUUUCACGUCCGAGAUGGUGAGUACUACGCUAUACAGAACCCCUGUGUUGCGUGCUUCUCGCCCUCCACGUUCUGUGGUCAGCCAGUUGACCUGGAGACCCUCACAGUGAAGUGCGCCAAGGGUGGGCAUGCUGUGAGCUUGAAAGACGGCUCGAUGCUCGAGGGUGGACUGGGGCAAAUUUCGGCUAAGGCCUUCGCCGUUGAAGGAGACGGAGUAUACGUAGAAGUUCCCGAGGCCUUGGCUGACUGGGCUCAAUGGACCCUCGCUGAUCGAAGGAACGUCGCCAAGGACGUUGAUGCUUUCGUCUUCGAUGUCCCGAAGGGUAUUCGCCGAGAAGAGAUGCUCCGCGGGGACGGCAUCGUGCAUGUAUCAAGCAAGAUCGUCGUUGAUGGUAUCUCAUCGUGUGUGCGAGACUAUACCCCCACCCGUCUACUUCCGGGAAACAGAGUUGAGAUUCUCGUCAAGAACUACCCAGUGCAUGGCAUCAUGUCAAAGCACUAUCAUAGCUUGAAGAUUGGUGACCAGCUGGUUCACAGAGUUAACCCCAAAAUGACGUUUAAUCUGUCUAAACUGACAGGAGAAGGGAAACUGAAGAAGCUAGUCAUGGUUGGUGCCGGCUCCGGCAUCACUCCAAUGCAUCAAGUCCUUUCUUCCAAGGCUGUUGAAAAAAUCGACAAAGUGUUGGUCAUGGGUUUCUUCCGAGAUGAGAAGGACAUUAUUGAGUUUCCUGGAUCCGAGAUUCCAGCCAAUGUGAAGAUACAGACGUGCAUCACCCAGCCGACUGGUUGCCCUACUGCUUUGAAGCAAUGCUUGGAUGAUGAGUCCCUACCCAAGGGUGAUGGUUCCAAGUCCAUGUAUAUCGUUUGGUCCGGGCCAAGAGGGUUCAAUUCUACUAUUGAUAGAGAGCUCGAAAGUCGGAACUUCCACGGUUUCGAUGAAGAUUGCCUCGUCGAGCUCCCCAAUUAA
Messenger RNA from Perkinsus marinus ATCC 50983, 1065 nucleotides. RefSeq names its product flavohemoprotein b5/b5r, putative. The transcript has 6 exons. The record is from RefSeq and is a predicted model, not a curated record. Gene Ontology annotation, molecular function: oxidoreductase activity; 2 iron, 2 sulfur cluster binding. NCBI's taxonomy places the organism in Eukaryota, Perkinsozoa, Perkinsida, Perkinsidae. The coding region runs from base 1 to 1065 and encodes 354 amino acids.